UCGGGGUACAACGUUGCCUCCUAAUCCAGAACCAAGCUCCGUUAUCCCAAUCCUGCCGGGGCACGGCCUUCGGUGUUCUGGAGGCCAGAUCCGAGCGCCACCGGUCGGAAGUAGACCACAACCCACGAGACACCUGGAUCUGACCCUCGCCUCGUGGACUAACGUACCAUCUCCGGACCGAGCCUAGUUCACGCCGUAUUCGCCACUGGUCAUCUCGCAUAACCCUAAGAUUCAACCCUGAAUGAAGGCUCGGUUCAUGCAGCAUCCGUCCCCAGAGAAAAGAAAAACGCGCGUUACCCAACAAUCUCGCUCUCUCUUUCGUCGAUUCCUCCGCUCUCCAAGGUCGUUUUCACGAAGAAGUAAAGCAACAAACGGAAAACCCCGCCACAUGCCAGACCAGACCGGACAUGCACAUGGUCUCAAACGGUGGACUGGUCAAGUGUGCGGACUGACUAAAUUCCGGGAGGAAAAGGGCGUCCAAAAUAACGAACGAAAGCAUACGGGCGGCAGGAUUUCGAAAACCCUAUAGAUAGUGCCGUUCCGGUUGACAGUUAACUCAGUCUAACAACGACGUCGGUCCUGAACGGAUCUUCCUCUCCGGCUGCUAUCACGACGAAGAGCAUUCGUGCGUACGUCCGUAUCUGUAGAGGUUCCGGUUUCGGUUUUCGCGCGAUUGAUUCGGUGUUUCCGGCGCGUCUCUGGCCGUUGGCUGAGCCAUCGCCAUCGCCAUCAGGCAUCAAAAGGAUUUGUGGCUCGCUUUUGCUUUCAUCGGGGAAGCAUCGUUCGAGCAUCCUCCAACAACAACAAAAAGUGGUGAUAUACGUAAGAUAAAAAAAAAGGUGAAUCUGUGGGCGGGUGUUGAAGUGUAAAUUUGGCGGUUGUUUGAUUUUGGAAGGAUCAAAAGCAAUCACUUACUGCUGCUCCUACUACUGCUACCACCAGUCAAGUGGCAAGAGUGUAAACCAGUCAGUGGUUUACUUAAAAAAAUCUCUAGACUACAUUCAGGCGUUAAGCCUGGGCAAGGGCUAGUGUCAAAGAACUAAGAUUCGGAUCUCUCCCAUUUGUGGAUAUAAGGAUUACCAACCACCACAAAGUCAGUUGCUGGAACGAGUACUCCGUCCAGAAGGGUAUUAAGCGAACGCUUUUCCGCGCGCCCGGCCAACGGAAAAGUUGUCAUCCCUCAAAGCCGAGCUGGUUGUGGUUGUCCCCGGAAAACGGAAAAAGCCUCCCAAGAGUCACGUGUCACGUGCAUGGCAUACUACGCACCGGCUACGACAACAGAAAACAUCAACAACAAUCUGGACCGGUUGCUGAGCUAAGCAAAGGCACUCCCGGGCUCCGGAUAAUUCCGCAAGAAUAAUAACUCUCGCAACUUAAGAGAUUGAUUUAAGUGGACAGCUUAGCGUGUAGAAGCAAGCAAGAUGUACAGCCGAUUCGUGACCACUUUCUGGGUGCUGAGUGCCAUCAUUGCCAACAUCAAUGCCAACUUCGAAACGAAAGAUGACAGCGCGGCCGCUCUACAGCUUCCAGAGCAUCAGAAGCUUCCAGCCCUGAAGAUGACGGCAUCGCUCCAGACUGUCGGUUCCCUUGGAGAUACCGUACGCGAUUCGGAUGCGGACCACAAAAACCAGCAGCAAUACCAGGAUCCCCGACUGGUGGACUUCAACCGGAGUGCUCUUUGGAGCAAAUACAUCGCCCUGUCCGGGUACAGUGGGCCACCAAUCGAGGAAGCCUACCAGGAGCGGAUCAACCCCUUCUGGUUGCAGUUUGCCCCACCCUCCCCGGGAGCCCACUACAUGCUCGGGCUCGUCUACUUCCUGAUGAUGGUGUUUGGGCUGUGCGGCAAUCUGCUCGUCAUUCUGAUGUUUUUCAGAUUUAAGUCGCUGCGGACUCCAGCUAACUAUUUGGUGAUUAAUCUGGCAGCGGCAGACUUCCUGAUUAUGUUGGAAGCCCCGCUCUUCGUGUACAACAGCUAUCACCAGGGACCAGCCACGGGAAAUACUUGGUGUACAAUUUAUGCGUUGCUUGGCGCCGUCGGUGGAACUGUGGCAAUCGUGACGCUCACAAUGAUUUCGAUCGAUCGGUACAAUGUGGUUGUUUAUCCGUUGAAUCCGAACCGAUCGACUACUCGAGCCAAGGUAAUGCUGAUGAUCGUCUUCGCCUGGAUCUACGGACUGUUCUUCUCGCUGAUGCCGGCGCUGGAAAUUGGCUGGAGCCGAUAUACUCCGGAAGGAUUCCUGACGGCCUGCAGCUUCGAUUAUCUGGAUCGGGGACGGGACGCUCAGAUCUUCAUGUUUAUGUACUUUGUUUUUGCGUGGGUCGUUCCGUUCCUGGCUAUCAGCUAUUGCUACGUGGCCAUUUUGCGAGUUGUUAUAGGAGCAGGAAGCAUUCAAUCGAGUAAGAACAAGAGCAAACAGGAACUGAAGCUGGCGGCCGUUGUCAUUGGCAUCAUUGGGUUGUGGUUCAUUGCGUGGACUCCUUAUGCUGUAGUGGCAAUGAUGGGUGUAUUUGGCUAUGAAAGUCUGUUGACCCCGUUGGGUUCUAUGAUCCCGGCUAUCCUGGCCAAGACGGCAGCCUGCAUCGAUCCUUAUUUCUACGCAAUGAACCAUCCACGCUACCGCCAGGAGCUGAAGCGUAUGUUCGGAAUGCCAGCUCAGACAGAACACUCGCAAAAUCAGGCCUCCCGAUACACUCGCGGAAACUCGCGGAUAGAUUCCGAAGCCGGCAAUACGGAACGAGUCGCGGUCGGAAACAAACCAGCGGCCGACGAAACCUCGCUCUCGAUGUCGAUUGAUCUUACCGAAAGCAAAACGGGCGGCCACUAGGGUCGUCGCCUGGGCCCCUGACGGUCUUCGAGCUGCCGCGGAUGCGAUCGUAGUCGCACUCGGCGGCAGCAGCAGCACUGUCGCUACUAUUACCAUAGGACUUCCGGGGACUUCAUGAACAACAGCAUCGAACAGCAGGGGGAGCAGGAAACGUUUAACUUUUAAAGAAAAACCAAAACGCAUUCCACCAAUCAAUAGUUCGAUUUUGGUGGAAGCAGCAUUCCAUGUGAAAAAGUGCCUUCUUGUGAUAAUAUUUUUAAAGACGAUUAACAUAUUACCAGAUUUCAAGAAAAUCCACAACUCAUUGGAUGAGUAAAUCCAAAGAAAAAAAAACGGCGAAAUAUCAUCAGAUGGUUAAUAUUUACGAAUAAAUUAAAAAGUAAGGAACAGCGCCAAACAAAAACAGAAAAAACGAAUUAUCGGAACAAAGUAGCCAUGUGAUGCAAUGAGGCAACCCGCAUUCCCCGAAACCUGCUACCCCCUUAGUUUUUCGAAUGUCCCCAGUCCCCAAUCCCCUUUCAGAGAGCCUACUACUUUUAUUUUCAAUCUUGGAACUCAUUGCUAGGUCUUUUUUGUAAGACCCAAUCUGUAAGGCCCAUUGUUGUUGUUUUUUUUUAUUUUGAGCCGCUGUUUUUUCCGACAUGGCUGUUUGGCUCAAACUUUUCAACCGAAAUGACCUUCGAGGGAGAUGAGAGGAGAAAACAAAAAAACUAGUCCGGGAAAAAAUAGUCCCGCUAAUUAUCGCUUUUCGGCGGCUGUUGUUGUGUUCUGAUUUCUGAAUUCAGACCGAUGACGAGCGACGGCCUGAAAAUGGAAUUCAGACGAGACUGAAAAAAGUCAACUCAAAAUGGUUUAACCAAAACAGUGUACUUGUUUUCUUAUCCAGGGAUCUGGCAACAAUUUGAUAAAAAAAACGAUUAGAUCCUUUUGGACCUUCCUGAAAUACAUCUUCCUACAUGCGGGUGAAGAAAUUUAAAUUCAACUGAAUCCAGUGUUUUUUUUUA
Uranotaenia lowii is the source of this 3829-nucleotide messenger RNA. Its product is annotated as opsin, ultraviolet-sensitive. Gene Ontology annotation, cellular component: membrane. The transcript is spliced from 8 exons. Bases 1422 to 2825 code for a protein of 467 amino acids. NCBI's taxonomy places the organism in Eukaryota, Metazoa, Arthropoda, Insecta, Diptera, Culicidae. The record is from RefSeq and is a predicted model, not a curated record. Gene Ontology annotation, biological process: visual perception; G protein-coupled receptor signaling pathway. Gene Ontology annotation, molecular function: G protein-coupled receptor activity.